AUGGCUAUGAUCCCACCUUCCCCUCCCAAGUCUGCACUCGGCAGACACCGUCUUCUCUCUCCCAAUGCCUCUGUGCGCGUCAGCCCUCUAUGUUUGGGGGGCAUGAGUAAGCCAUUCGGCUUUGGCACAAACUGGGGCAUGGGUCUCGGCGAAUGCACCAAAGAAAUGGCCUACGAACUUUUAGAUACUUUCUACUAUCUCGACGGAAAUUUUGUUGACACUGCCAAUACCUACCAGGGUAGCCAGAGCGAGGAAUGGAUUGGUGAUUGGAUGAAGGAUCGCGGUCGUCAUAAUGAAAUGAUUAUUGCGACAAAGUACGCCAUGACUCCUAUGGCGGGAAAGUCUGUGAAUCAGAGCAAUUACGGAGGCACUGGAAAUAAGUGUAUGCACAUUUCGAUUGAAGCCAGUCUCAAAGCAAUGAAUACGGAUUAUAUCGAUAUUUACUACGUCCAUGCAUGGGACUACGCAAGUUCUAUCCUAGAAUUGAUGCAAUCUCUCAAUGCGCUUGUCAUUCAUGGCAAAGUCCUUUACCUUGGUAUCUCCGACGCACCAGCCUGGUUCGUCACCAAAGCCAACGCCUACGCUCGUCACCACGGCCUGCGUACCUUUAGCGUAUACCAGGGCCGCUACUCCGCUCAACAGCGUGACAUGGAACGGGAAAUUAUUCCCAUGGCUCGCGAAGAAGGAAUGGCCAUUCUGGCCUUUGGUGUUUUAGUUAAUGGGUACUUCAAGACACUAGGUAGCGAGGGUGCUGGUGCCCGUCGGAUACCACCUACCAUAUUGAUUGGACGCGAGCAACAAGUUUCUCAGGUCCUUGAUAACGUUGCGAAGAGGCACAAUGUGCCCCUUACCAGCGUUACGCUGGCGUACGCUAUGCAAAAGACACCUUACUUCUACCCGAUCAUUGGAGGACGCAAAGUUGAGCAUCUGAAGGCUAAUAUCGAGGCGUUAAAACUCCGUCUUACGCCCGAAGACGUUGCUGAGAUUGAGACAGGCUAUAAUUUUGAUAUUGGCUUUACACACAAUUUCAUCAAUACGGCACACCAUAUGAUCGAGGGACCGCAGCAUGUUACUAUCUUGCAUGAUUUGGGGUACUUUGAUUAUGUUGCCCCCCCCUGCUGCGAUUAA
This is a messenger RNA of Talaromyces stipitatus ATCC 10500, 1128 nucleotides long. Its product is annotated as norsolorinic acid reductase, putative. The record is from RefSeq and is a predicted model, not a curated record. The coding region runs from base 1 to 1128 and encodes 375 amino acids. The transcript has 3 exons. NCBI's taxonomy places the organism in Eukaryota, Fungi, Ascomycota, Eurotiomycetes, Eurotiales, Trichocomaceae.